Messenger RNA from Perca flavescens (yellow perch), 2191 nucleotides. It is a transcript of the gene gde1, whose product is annotated as glycerophosphodiester phosphodiesterase 1. Gene Ontology annotation, biological process: ethanolamine metabolic process; phospholipid metabolic process; N-acylethanolamine metabolic process. The record is from RefSeq and is a predicted model, not a curated record. NCBI's taxonomy places the organism in Eukaryota, Metazoa, Chordata, Actinopteri, Perciformes, Percidae. The coding region runs from base 534 to 1520 and encodes 328 amino acids. The transcript has 6 exons. Gene Ontology annotation, cellular component: plasma membrane. Gene Ontology annotation, molecular function: glycerophosphodiester phosphodiesterase activity.
UUAGAUACAUUUAAUUGAUAUUUUAUUAAAAUCUCACCUGAACCUAAACCUACAUUUUUUAUUCGAAACAUCACACAGAUAAGAGUACAGUGUGAGCUAAUAUAUAUUCCUCAAAAGAACUCGAGACAUUAGUGUUAUCUAUUUUUGUUAUGUUAUGUAGCUAAGAUAUUGUGAUUCUGAUCCACAGUCCACACUCCAUACCAGCUGGUGGCGGUUAUGCACCAAAUCGUUGUUUGCCAACCGCCAAUACACCUCAUGGAAGAAGAAAAAUGAAGAACUGAAAAUAGACAGCUUGCUGUUUAUGUCAAUGGCUGUUUCUGGUCAACUGUAAAACCAGUUACAGGUUUUUGUCUUUUAGUUGUUUUAUUGAUCGGUUUAAGUAGCUAAUGUGGUGACUUAGCUAGCUAGACGGAGCAUGACCUUAUCUCAGAUAAGGCGUUUGAAGAAAGUAAACUUAGAACGGGUAGCUAACGUUAGCUAACCUUAAACGGCGCUUUUGCUAACGUUAGCAGGUUAACGUUACCAGGACAACAAUGCUGCAGAUGGGAGAUGAAGUCACCCUGUACUCGGUCGUCUUCGUGGUCGUCCUGCUGGGGACCCGGAGCCCGGUUUGGACCACCGUCCUCACCGCCUCCCUCUACCUCUUUCUUGCCAUGUUCCGUUUCCCCCAGGUACCGACCAGCCGAGCCCGGCAGGUGCUGCACCCAGCCAAGGGCGUGUCAGUGGUCGCUCACCGGGGCGGUGGGCACGACGCACCGGAGAACACGAUAGUCUCCAUUCGGGAGGCCAGUAAGAAUGGGGCGACAGGCGUGGAGUUGGACCUGGAGUUCUCAGCAGACGGCGUUCCAAUACUGAUGCACGAUGAGACUGUGGACCGGACCACUAACGGUUCGGGACCACUCAGUCAGAUGACACUGUCCGAUUUGGGGAGACUGGAUGCAGCUGCUAAACAUCGACUCAAGGACAAGUUUGUUGGAGAGAAGAUCCCAACUCUUGACGAGGCGGUGGAGGAAUGUAUCAAGCUGCAGCUCACCAUCUAUUUUGAUGUCAAAGGUCAUCCAGAUGAGGCAGCUGCAGCCCUCAAAGAAUUGUAUAAAAAACACCCAGUCCUCUACAACAGCAGCAUUGUCUGCUCUUUCGAGCCCAGAGUUAUCUACAAGAUGAGACAGAGCGACCCAGAAGUGGUCACAGCAUUGACCCACCGGCCAUGGAGCCUGAGUCGGUUAGGAGAUGGCGUCCCGCGUUUCUCAUCGCUAUGGAAACACAAUUGGAUGACACUAAUGGACAUGGUGUUUGACUGGGCGCACCAUCACGUGCUGUGGAAGCUGUGUGGCAUCUCAGCCUUCCUCAUUCAGAAGAACUUUGUCUCCGUGGACUAUGUGCAGUACUGGGCCCAGAGGGGAGUGGAAGUGGUAGCCUGGACAGUCAACACAAAAGUGGAGAAAGAGUACUACCAGGAGCUGCUGCAAGUCAACUACAUCACAGACAGCCUUGUGGAAGACUGUGAACCCCAUUACUGAGACACACAUGAACCCAGCACAGGAUGUGUUCCCACAUAUAGUCAUUAAAAACAUCAAAUCCAUAUGAAAGGCCUUUUCACUGUCUACUUGUCACCCAUAAUGUGGCCUCAGGUAAGAGAACACAUGCCACUCCUAUUCCCAUGCACUAUGUAUUAUUGCGAAUGUGUGUAGGAUUAUUUGAGGCAAUCAAAGUGACCAGACUGGUUGCUAUACCUAAUAACAAGAGGCAUGACACGCCGUCUAUAGACAUUUUGGCAAUAAGUGUCUAUAAUAGACCUUAAUCAAAUGUACUGUAUUCACCAACUCAGGACUGUAGUUAUAUUUGUUUUCUUUUUAAUUCUGUCUGUCUUACUGUCUUACGAGACCUACAAUAUAUGUAUAUUGUAUCAUACUGUCUGCUUUUUACUCUGUAAAGGCGAUUAGGUCUGGCAUAAACCACCUAGAAAUGACUUUGGUCACUCAAAAAAAAAAAGAAUAUUACAUAUUUAGAACUAAUAUGAUUAAAAAUGUUAUAUAUUUGACAUAGGUGCAUAUGGAACUGAAAUGUAGAAUAGAUGGAUACAGAUAGUGCAUCAGGUGCUAAUUUAUUGUUCUUUUGGUUCUGAAAAGGAGCUAUGGCUGCUCGAAGUACCGUCCACCAAAUAAACUAAUAACACUAACAAUGUCUCAUU